AAAAUAGUUGUUAAACUUACUUUUUAAUCAACUUUAAAGAGAAUAAACUAAAAAUUAACACAUUUGUCUAUUUAUUUACUAAAAAACAAACAAACUCAAUAAUUCAAAAGAAUAAAAAUGAUAUCGAAUUCUAAAGUAUUCAAAGAAGUAGAGAAUUUUAUCAGCUCUGACUUCUCUGCACAUGAAAAUAUUAUUUUAGAUUUUUAAUAUUGUAAAAUAGAUAAAUAGGCAAUAUCAAAUUUAAGCUCUUCUAUAUCUUAAUGCAAAAACUUAUCAGUACUUAUCCUUCAUUUAUAGUGUAAAAAUCUUAACGAGUAAAGCUUGAGGGAAAUAGUUACUUCCUUUUCGAACUGCAAAAAGCUGUAAACCUUAGAACUCUACAUCAGCCAAAACAAUUUUAAAGACAUUGAAGCUACUUGCUUAGGUUCUGGGUUGGGAAAUUGUACAAACCUUUAAAAUUUAAAACUUUAGUUAUUCUAAAACUAAAUAAAGGCUUAGGGCAUAUAAGGAUUCAUAGUGCCUUUAGUAAACAUCAAGAGUCUCUAGAGUUUGUUUCUUGUCUUAGAUCAGAACAAAAUUGGAGAUGAAGGAAUUUCUAUUCUGAGUUAAAAUUUAGUCAAUUUUGAGAAUCUGAAAGAUUUAACUUUAAAUUUAUAUUAGAUUGAGAUAUAAGAAAAAGGGGCUUCUGCGUUGGGAUAAGGUUUAGAAAACUGUAAAAACCUGGAAGCAUUAAGUGUUAGUCUAUAUACCAACAAUAUUCGUAAAUAAGGUAUUUCUAACCUUAGCUCAAGUUUAGCUAAUUGCUUAAAGCUUAAAUAUUUGCUUCUGAAUCUAGGUGCAAACAGUAUUUAAAAUGCAGGUGCUAUAGCCUUAUUUAUAAAUUUAGCUAAAUCUAAAAGCUUAUAAAAUUUAAUCCUUGCUCUUUAUAAUAACAACAUAAAUGACUAUGCAUUAAUUGAAUUACUACCUGCCUUUGCAUCCUUUAAAAAUUUAAGAACAGUUUCAGUUUCUUUUGGACAAGACGAUUUUAGUUUAAGAGGUUCAGAAAUUAAUUUUAAAAAUGCAUUGAAGAAAAUCAAAAAAUUAGUCUAAUUAAAAACUAGUUUCAGUUUCUGACGAACUCACAAUUUAUUAAAAAUAAAAUAUAACUUUUUAAUAAAAGAUUUUAAUUAAAUUAAAAAUUAACUUAAUUUCAACUUCUUUGUCUUAUAAAAAUUUAUUACCAAUUUAUAAAACGAAUAGUAAAGUAUUUAU
This is a messenger RNA of Tetrahymena thermophila SB210, 1254 nucleotides long. RefSeq names its product kinase domain protein. The transcript is spliced from 12 exons. Gene Ontology annotation, cellular component: perinuclear region of cytoplasm; cytosol; nucleus. Gene Ontology annotation, biological process: nucleocytoplasmic transport; activation of GTPase activity. Gene Ontology annotation, molecular function: GTPase activator activity; small GTPase binding. The record is from RefSeq and is a predicted model, not a curated record. Lineage: Eukaryota; Ciliophora; Oligohymenophorea; Hymenostomatida; Tetrahymenidae.